Molecule: messenger RNA, 3267 nt
Organism: Pseudonaja textilis
Lineage: Eukaryota; Metazoa; Chordata; Lepidosauria; Squamata; Elapidae
Source: RefSeq, a predicted model, not a curated record
CGUGACUGAGUGGCCUGGGAAGCGGCGCCGGGAAAAAAAAGGAAAAGGCGGCGGCACGGAAAGUUUUAGGAGCUUCGCGCUCGUGGAAAGCGCGAGGUCGAUUUGGAACUCAUUAUAUGAUAGGAAAAAAACAACAACAGGAUCCUGCGAGGGACAAACCCGUGAAGUCCACUUCCUUUUCGCUUUCGAGAAGCAGCUACGAGUCCAAGGAGAGCACUCUCCUUGCUGCACCGAGGACCUUCGUGAUUCCGCCCUAACCGGCUUGCUCGGAGUCCCUAGUCUUUUCGUUCGGACGGAGCUGAUCUUGGGCAAGAAAACUCAGAGCUGCUGGCGCUGGAUUUAGGCUCUUCGAUUUAAAGCAAUACUGUGAGAAACUAUCUGAGAUUGUAUAAAAGAAUGGGGACCCCUGGCUCAGGAAGGAAAAGAACUCCAAUGAAGGACAGAUUUUCUGCAGAAGAUGAAGCGCUAGGUCAUAUUGCUAGAGAGGCAGAAGCACGCCUUGCAGCCAAACGUGCAGCCCGAGCGGAAGCAAGGGAUAUACGCAUGAGGGAAUUGGAACGCCAACAAAAAGAGCUUUCUCAGCGUUCUUAUGAUAGAAAAUGGGGACAUAUCCAGAGAUGGAUGGAAAAUUCUGAGAAGGCUAGCCAUUCAUUCCAGUCCAGCUGGCAGUCAUACCUGGGAGCAGGUGAUUUGGUAUCCUCUCAAAACACUGGUAGUCACGGGAGCCUUUCCUUAGAUGUCAGUGGGCCCCACAGGAAUAGACCAAGUAAUUUCAGGAAAAGAGAUCUAAUGAGCCAUAUUUACAGUGAUUCUUAUGGUGGGAAGAAGUCUUCUAGCUCUCGUAAAGAUCUGUUGAGUGGAUUUUAUCACGACCAGCGAAAUUAUAGCAGUCUUAGACAUAGCAAAGUACUUCCUUCUUAUCAACCUCGGUCAUCAUCUCUAUACAAUGAACCUCUGGCAACCACUAAGAAUUACGGGGCUUCUCCAGAUGUAAACACUGGUUUGAUAAGAAGUACCAGUUUGGCAUCAUUAUAUGAUGAUGGAUUGUAUAAAUCAUACAGUAAUCGUACUCCUUCAGAAUAUAGUUAUUACUCUUCAAGACCAAGUUCAGCACGAAGUAGUCCAGUGUCAAGUGAUUUUCAUCCUCAUGGGGAAACUGCAGCUGAUUAUUUUAGCCGCACUAAUCGUAGGGGAAGCAUUGUUUCUGACUUGGAUGAUGUCAGCAUUCCAGACAUGAGCAAUCUUGAAGAGAAGACUGACAAACCAUAUUCUGAUGUAUACACAAGGCCAGCAUCUCGCAAUUCAGCAACUCCUUUAAGUGAAAAUUCUUCUAGACGAGGAAGCGGAGAUACAAGCAGCCUAGUUGAUCCUGAUACCUCGUUAAGUGAAUUGCGGGAUAUCUAUGAUCUUAAGGACCAGAUACAAGAUGUAGAGGGGAGAUAUAUGCAGGGACUUAAAGAACUAAAGGAGUCACUUGCUGAAGUUGAAGAGAAAUACAAGAAGGCCAUGGUUUCUAAUGCCCAACUUGAUAAUGAAAAAAACAAUUUAAUCUAUCAAGUGGAUACUCUAAAAGAUGUCGUUGAGGAAAGAGAAGAGCAAUUAGCAGAAUACUACAGGGAAAACGAAGAAAAGAGUAAGGAAUUGGAAAGACAGAAACAUAUGUGUAGUGUUCUACAGCAUAAAGUAAAUGAACUCAAGGAAAGCCUUUGCCAAAGAGAUGAACUAAUAGAGGAGAACCAGCGCAUGCAGCAGAAAAUAGAAUCUAUAUCCAAAGAGGUGUUUGACCUCCAGGAGACAGUUAAUUGGAAAGAUAAAAAAAUUGGGGCUCUAGAGAGACAAAAAGAAUAUUUUGACUGCAUUAGAAUUGAGCGAGAUGAGCUCAGAGAUGAGCUGGCUGAUAUGAAGGAAACAAUGAAGAGAGGAGAGAAACAUGGAUUAGUAAUAAUCCCAGAAGUCACUCCAAAUGGUGAUAUUAACCAUGAACCAGUAAUUGGUACAAUUACAGUUGUAUCACAAGAAGCUGCUCAAGUUUUGGAAUCAGCAGGGGAAGGACCACUAGAUGUUAGGCUACGAAAGCUAGCAGGAGAAAAGGAAGAGUUAUUAUCACAGAUUAAAAAACUGAAAUUGCAAUUGGAAGAGGCACGGCAGAAAUCCUCUAAGAAUGAAAGCACAAAUUCUGAUUUAACAGGACUGGAAAAUGGUUCUGAUUUGCAAUUAAUUGAAAUGCAGAGAGAUGCCAACAGACAAAUAAGUGAUUUCAAAUUUAAACUUUCAAAAGCUGAACAAGAUAUAACUACUUUGGAACAAAAUGUUUUAAGACUUGAAGGACAGGUGGUGAGAUAUAAAAAUGCUGCAGAAAAUGCAGAAAAAGUAGAAGAUGAACUGAAAGCAGAAAAGAGAAAACUUCAGCGAGAGUUAAGAACAGCAUUGGAUAGGAUAGAAGAAAUGGAGAUGACCAACAGUCAUUUAGUGAAACGGUUAGAGAAAAUGAAGGCAAAUCGAACUGCACUGCUAUCUCAACAAUAGAAAGGAAACUAAAGAAUGUGCUGCUCCUUGAAAUGCUUGAGCUUAUUUUAAUAUAGACUUUCCUUGGCAUAAAUUUGAAAACAAAGCUGUUCAGUGAGUUUGUUUCAUAAUUAAGUGGCAAAUAUUUUAAUUUGAACAAAUGGGAAAUUCGCUUACAUCUCCAUGCCGUUGAUGAGUUUUAGCAGCUUAAUUCAAAAAUCUGAUGGAGCCCAAUACUCUAUGGUUGACUUACUUUAUAUAAACUACUAUUUUUACACUUGUGAAAUCAAGUUUAUUCUCUGAAUUAUUUUCAAUUGCUUUAAUGCUUGGUGCUUGGAAAAAAAUGCACAAAUUCAAGAGUAUGCUUCACAACAAACUAACCAAUUAUGUGCUCAAAAUCCUCACAUGGUAUACACGUGCCUUUAAUAUAGUGCAAUGAAAUUAGAACAAAAUAUGGAAACAAAUACCAUUUAUUUUAAAAUACAAUUGGAGUCUUGUUUGCUAAAUUUUAUACAUUUUUAUGGAACACUUUUGUACAAUAUUUAAAUUUAUAUAAAAUAGAAAUUACUGUAUAAAAUCUGCUUUAUUGCAUGGUGAUGGACACUUGAAAUUUCAACUAAGACCUUCCCUAUUCUUAAUGUAAGAGUGUGCAAGAUUUGUUAUUUAGUGUGUGAAACCUGAUGUGUGCGAUGCUUAAGUGAGGAGUGAAAUGUGGGUGGGAGAAAUGUGACAGGUAUAAACCUAUUAAAUGGACACUGCAUA